AUGCCGAGCGUCCGACUUCUCUCCUUCGUCCUCGCGUGCCUCGAUUUCCUGAUGAUCUGCGCGACACAGAGCCCGAUAGACGCGCCGAGGACGCUCUCGAGACCCAAGAGGUACUUGAUUUUUCCGGAAGGCAGCAACGUGCAGCUGGUGUUUUGCCUGACGAUUGGAACGUACGCCACAGAGAAUGACGUGGUGAUGGGCAUGACGGUGGCCCUGGCCUGGGAAUUGCCGAGCAAAGUCGACGACAAAAUAUCGAAACUCCUCGAUCGUAAGAGCAGGAGCAUCGUCUUCCCGAAAAUAGAAGCUCUACUCCAGUCGACGGGCCUCGAUGGCAGAGCCUGCGUGAUGAGGGCACUCUGCGAAGCUGGGCAAAGAGAUCCUGCGGAUCUUGGCAAAGGAACCCUCGUCCAGGAGCUGUUGCACGCCAUCUUCACACUGCCCAAGGACGGGCGAUUCGAGCGGUCGGAGGAUCGAGGUUACGAGCACGCUCACAGAACCACCGAAAACUGCUCGCAGCUCUAUCCGACCUGCCAGCACUCCAUUUAUGAGGUAGACUUCUGA
This is a messenger RNA of Colletes gigas, 561 nucleotides long. RefSeq lists its product as uncharacterized. The transcript is spliced from 4 exons. Bases 1 to 561 code for a protein of 186 amino acids. Lineage: Eukaryota; Metazoa; Arthropoda; Insecta; Hymenoptera; Colletidae. The record is from RefSeq and is a predicted model, not a curated record.